Penicillium antarcticum is the source of this 858-nucleotide messenger RNA. RefSeq lists its product as uncharacterized. Bases 1 to 858 code for a protein of 285 amino acids. The record is from RefSeq and is a predicted model, not a curated record. The transcript has a single exon. NCBI's taxonomy places the organism in Eukaryota, Fungi, Ascomycota, Eurotiomycetes, Eurotiales, Aspergillaceae.
AUGGCUACUGGUUCCCACCACCCUGGAUUCCGCCACCAAGGCGUUGGGGCGAGUCGAUCACCUCCACUCACCCAAGCCACACAUCUGCCAAAAGAAGUACCAGUCACCUUACUAGAGAUCUCAAAACUUAACCCACAAUCUAGCACCACACGCUGGGGCAACGAAAUUAUGCACGUCCUCCGACCCUUCAAGCUGGAAACCCUCCUGGACUCAAGCUUACCGCGACCACAACAACACCACGAAGACUACAGGAAGUGGAAAUACUGGACCUCGAUAGUGUCCCGUUGGCUGUUCGAUCAAGUGGAGCCCUCGAUACAACUGAAAGUCCGAGACCACGCGCCCCAACUGACCUACGCGGACGAGAUCUUCAGAUCGAUCCGAACAAUUAGUCUGCAAGCCCAUGCAUCGUAUCUUGCAGGGGAACUGGAGAAAUGGGAGGACUUGCGACGUGACCAGUAUCCCACAGCUGCCGAUUUCAUUAUGGCAUAUCAGAAUCAGUUCAAUCGACUGAAGAUGGAAAGUCAUGAGCCUACCUGUGCUGUUGCUCUGCGGCGUCUCCUUCAAGCGUUGUCCAGUGAGAUUAUUAGGGUUUCCUUUAUCCGUGAUGAAGUUGAAAACUUGGGGCGGGAGGUUGAUUAUCAGCUUUUUACCUACUACUGCCGGAUUUUGGUCACUGAGUCGCGCCGAUCUAUUGACCGUGGUGCUGGCACUCCGUCAAGCAGCAGUGUUUCUGGAAGAGGAGGAGGCAGUGGAGGAAGUCGCAGAGGCAGUGGUGCCAGUGGAGGAUCGAGCAGUGGAAGAGAUGUUUCAUACCGCGGCUGGAGGCAAAGCCUCAGGGGACAAGGACAGGGACAAUAA